AUGUCCGGCUUAGAACCCUUGGCAGCUCUGGGUCUGGCAUGCAACAUCCUGCAGAUCGUGGAGGUCGGUCGGCAGACCAUUCAACUCGCCAAAGUCGUCUACGACAAUCGCUCGCUUGACCCGACCCUCGAGGACCGUACGUCUUCCUUACAGAAGAUUUCGACUGAUAUCAAGAAUGUCAACGUACCGCAAAGAUGGCCAGAACUGCAGAGAGUGGUGGACGUGUGCUUUGCUGCUGCGAGAGAACUACAAGAGAAGGUCGACUUCCUGCUUCGCAACGCGAAGCCAGGGAGUCGGCUUUCAGCAAUGAAGAUUGCGGCCAAGGCCAAUAGGCACAAAGGCCGAUUGGACAGUCUACGAAAGAAGCUCGAUGACGCUGAGAAGACGAUGCAGACUGGCCUGCUAGCCAGCCUCUGGUAA
Molecule: messenger RNA, 420 nt
Organism: Colletotrichum karsti
Lineage: Eukaryota; Fungi; Ascomycota; Sordariomycetes; Glomerellales; Glomerellaceae
Exons: 1
Coding region: 1-420 (139 amino acids)
Source: RefSeq, a predicted model, not a curated record